UUAUUAAAAAUCUAACUCCGAUAACAGCGACUCGUUGCGGUCAAAUGUGUGAUUUUAAAAUAGAUGAAUGAAAAGUUAGGUUAAUUCACGAUAUCGAAAUAGAUGCAUGAAAAGUUAGGUUAGUUUAAUUGGCAUUACCAAAUUGAUAUUUACUUAAAAUUUGUAUAUCGUAUACAAGAGAAUUAUUAUUAUAAAUUUAUUGUUGUAUAUCUUGUGUUAUAAGUUAAGUUUUAUAAUUGUUAUUAGUUUGAUUAUAAUUAUGGCUUCUCCGUCUUUGAUAAUACAAAGAGGUAUAUCAACUUCUUGUAUUAGUUAUGGAAAGCGUAAUUUUCGUAAAUUCUUACUUAUCAAUAAACGUGGUAGUCGAGUUUUCAAAGAAAAGCAAAGGACAGAUCCAUAUCCGGAUUAUCCAAUAGACAAAAGAGGAGUGAGAGAUAUAGGUUUCAAAGUGGGACAAAAAUUUGUUCGUGUACCAGAAAUGAUACCGCAACUUAUCGUCCCAUCUUUAGAAGGUUUUAAUUUGAAACCGUAUGUAUCGUAUAAAGCGAAUGUUAGUCAAGGAGAAUUUACAGCUAAAGAUCUCUUCAACGAGAUAUAUGCUAAAAAGAUCAAAGAGGAUUUCGAGAAAGAAGAUUUGUAUCCUAAUGGAGAUCCUAAGAAUCCUAGUGAAUACGAGAAACUUACUCCGCAAGAAGCAUUAGAUCGUGCCAAGAAAACUGGCACCGAUAUCUUUUGUGAUGGUGUACCGAGUAGCUACAUUCGCGAAUAGGAGAUAUUUCUGUAUUAUACGGUAGCAAAGAGAUGCUAUUAAAACAUUAUCAAAGUUUUAAUCUAAAAUGUGGUGUUAUAUUUAAUGUUACAAUAAAUUAUAAAUAAGUAUUUCUAUAAAAUAUAUUUAUAUUGAAUUUAAUAUUAACUCCUUUUGCAUUAUAACAAAGUGUGAGACUCAUGAUAUGUUUUAUGGCUUAUGAUAUAAACACGAGUUUUGCUCGUAGUGAAUUUUAUGGAUCAAACAUAAAAAGCACUAAUAUGGAAUGCAGCUUCAUGUGUUAAAUUAUAAUACGAGAGAUUAAUUAAAUUUUUAUACAUAUUAAAAGAUAAAGAAAUUAAAUCAAAGUUUUGAUCCUCAUAUGUUUUUAUUUGGUACAUUCUAUGCACGCGCUUAUACAUAUGUAGAUGAUUUAUAAACAGUAACUACUGAACUAUCAUUUGUAACGAAUAAAGAAACGAGCAAAUAUCUA
Molecule: messenger RNA, 1241 nt
Organism: Polistes canadensis
Lineage: Eukaryota; Metazoa; Arthropoda; Insecta; Hymenoptera; Vespidae
Gene: mRpL41
Product: 39S ribosomal protein L41, mitochondrial
Exons: 2
Coding region: 260-769 (169 amino acids)
Biological process (GO): translation
Cellular component (GO): mitochondrial large ribosomal subunit
Molecular function (GO): structural constituent of ribosome
Source: RefSeq, a predicted model, not a curated record